Molecule: messenger RNA, 1436 nt
Organism: Eurytemora carolleeae
Lineage: Eukaryota; Metazoa; Arthropoda; Copepoda; Calanoida; Temoridae
Exons: 5
Coding region: 137-1282 (381 amino acids)
Source: RefSeq, a predicted model, not a curated record
UUAACAGAAUAUUCUGCUUUAGGUAAUUGAAAGUUAUCCAAGUCCAGAAAGAGAGAAUGAAGGAAGAAAGUCUCCACAAUCUACGCCUAAUAAGGGUUCUCCGAAGAUAAACAAGUUUAGAAAAGGAAGGAAGUUAAUGACCCCUGGAACCAGAUCAUCAUCAAGGUUGUCUCUUUUAAAUGCUAAACCUUCAGCAGAACCUUCAUUGGUUGUAUCAGCGCCCAAAGCUAUUUCUGCUUCUCUGGAGAAAUGUUCUUCCCAGGAUGAUUGCAUGAGAGGUUCUCUCAUGUCAGCCCAGAUUAAUGAACCUCAACCUGAUUGCUAUGCUGAAGUAGAUCCAGUCUUGAACAUAUCUCAAUGUAGCAGUAAAAAAUCUUCAAUAAUUUCUAAGGACUGCGGCUCAGAUAAUGAUGAUGGUGGAAUGUCCCUCCAGGAUGAUUCAGAGCUGAAUAGCGAGAAGGGGUCUAAUCACGUAGAAAAGGGUCCUGUUGAUGAUGCAGUGAGUAAUGGUUCACCCCUGAGCUGCGAUACUUCGGUUAACUAUAGUCCUCACAGCACUCCAAUGACCCUGAAAGCUCCACCUAGUACUCCUGUGAACUCUGCUCGGAUUUCCGAAAGUGUUCUGAAGAAUUCUGCUACCAGAAAUCCUACUCGGCAUAUCAGAUAUAGAGAUAGAAGAGGUUCUGCUGGAUUUGUGGAUUGGAAGACAUAUAUACCAAGAAUCUUUGAGGACCUAGAUCAUGGAUUGUCGGAUGUCGAAACAGAUUCAGAUUUCUCAGAGGAAGAAGACAAAUCUGAAGUGGGUGCUGAUGAAUGCGAGGGCAUUGAUUCUGAGAACCAUGAUCAUGAUGAUCUUUCUGUGGUUGAAACUGAAGAAUCUACAGAAACAAAGACUGACACCAACAGGGAAGAUCUUGAAGAUAAUCCUUUUGCAGAAUUGCAAGAUGAUGAAGCAAGUUCUUUUCCUGCUCUCCUCAAAAGGAAAUGUUCUCAGGAUGGGAAGAAAAUCUCUGUCAAAAAUGACAUCAGUGAUACUGAAAUGGAGCUUGAUGGUGUGGAUGUCAUGAGCAGUAAGGAUUCUGGGAAGAUACCUGAAGAUCAUGAUCCUAAUGAUGAAGCUGCUCCUAAAGAGGAGAUCUGUGACCCUAAGAGUAUGACCGAAGUAUCCAAGAAGCCAGGUUUUAUAGACCGUGAUAUAUUUGAAAGCUCAGAUGAGGAGGAGGAAGAGGGAAACUAUGAUGAAUAUGAAAAGGAUCCUCUUGCAAAUAUGUUUGAUAAAUAAAUUGAACAAUUUUUUUGCAUCUUGUCAGUUUGAGUAAAAAUGUUAGUCUAUGUAAUUUAUUAACCAAUUUUCUCCACUCAUUGUAAAUUGUAUUAAUAGCAAAGCAUGCCAAUAUUUUAUCAGUAAGCAAUAAGCAUGUAUUCUUUAUUUUCAG